AUGAGGAUUAAACAACCAUAUUUUCUAAUAUCACUAUAUUGUGCGGGAAUAUGGCGAGUCAAUGCGGCAAGUAAUACCUUACCUGAGGUCGAUUUUGGGCCCGUAGCUCAAGUGGGUAUUGCAGGACAAUAUAAUGGACUUUCGCUGGCGAGCCAGCUGAUAAAACCACAGACCAUCGACGUAAACAGUGCAUCACUUUUUACUCUCACUUCCAUACGCAAUGAAAGUGGUACCUUCCAACUCGUCGGGUCUACCUCCAAAGGCGGCACUAUAACUGCAUUAUGUAAAUUACCUAGGAAUAGUAAUAGCAACCAGUAUGAUAUAUAUGUUGGUGGAAAUUUCACGAAUAUUGGGUCAACGUCAGUCAAUAAUAUUGCUCGAUAUGAUUCAGAACAACAAAGUUAUUCGUCUUUAUUAGACGGAUUGGACGGGCCUGUUUCUUCAUUAUAUUGUGACUCAAAUACUGGUAGUGUGUAUGUUGGAGGCUUUUUUUCGGCACCUGUGAAUGCGGCCAGUCAUAACAUUGAUAUCAAGUCGUUUGGUGGGUCAAUAGCCGUAUGGAAGGAUAAUACAUGGCAAGCGUUACCUUUCAAGGGAUUCAAUGGUCCGGUGUUGACGAUUGCAUAUAAUCGUGAUAAUAAUACAUUUUAUUUUGGUGGCGCAUUUGAUGCCACCGCCAAUGGUGAAUAUGGAGCGACAUCCAGUUCGCAGCCGAUAAAUUUACAGAAUGCCGUGAUAUCUGGUGGAAAUAACGCACCUAAACAAGGGUUUGGUGAUCCAAAAGUGUUAAUAUGUAGUAGUGAUGCAGAUCAAGCAAAUAAUACAUGGUUACUUAAUGAUAAUAUUCCUGGAUUUUGGCGUGCUGAAUUCAACCAAUUAACAAUUACACCAACAUCAAUCGGAAUAAAGAAUACAGGAUUUGAAGGGCGAGGCACGAAAAAAUUUAGACUUUUAUCAAUACCGGAUAAUGGAGUUUUGAAUCUUUCAUAUGUUGAUCCGUCUGACAAAACCAUAAAAUAUUGCUCGGAUCCGUGUUCAUUGACACAAGAUUCGAAUCAAUAUCAAGUUUUUAAUAUUGUGGGUCCACAUCCACUAAAUGGGAUACAAAUUGAUAUUAUUGAGUGGUAUGGUAGUGGCGGUGGGCUUCAUGGAAUUCAAUUAUAUCAGAGUGAGGUGGUUGUAAAAGCGGGAGGUGAUUCCGGUUUUCCUAAAUGUGCCAAUACUCCAUUUACACCCGAGGUGAAGUCCGUAGGAUCAUGGAAUUCCAAAGUAUUAUCUGGAGUAUGGGAAAAUGUUCUACAAACAUCAAUUCCAGCAUCGCAACUCUCGAAUUCUAACACAUCAGUCACCCUUAAACCCUACGUUCCGCAAACAGGCUACUACGAUGUGACGUUGACCUCACCAAGUUGUCUCCCAGUCGGAUGUGACAAAACUAUUCCAAUUAACGUGACACUUUAUUUUGCAUCUGGACAAUCAACUUCAAAAAUAAUACCACAGAAUCAAACUCAAGCUCAGACUGAUUUAAUUUACUCGGGAACGGUUCUCGCGACAACUUCAUCUUUUGCGCCUUCUGUUGUCAUCUCAGUUCCGAAUUCGGUGACUCCACCUUCAGGUGGUGUGGCUGUUAUCUCGGUGGAUUUAGUUAAAUUUGUGAUAAGGAAUAGUAGUACUCCGUUAAGUGGAUUAUUUCAGUAUAAUCCGGCGACUAAUCAAAAUUCCGCGGCUAGUUGGGGUGGCUUUAAUAAUGUUUUAUCUCCAAAUGCAAAUGUCACUACAAUUGCCGUAUAUCAAAAAUCAAUGAUUGUGAUUGGUGGUAGUUUCACGACCACAUCAUACUCAAAUAUUGUAUUCUAUGAUGGUUUUAAUUUUAAACCUCUUGUAAAUAACGGGCUUGGUGGUCCAGUGAAUACAAUCACAAUAAUCAAUGAUGAUUUAUUAAUUGGAGGCGCAUUUAAUGGAACAGCAACUCAAAGUACAGUGCAAGAUCUAAAUAACAUGGCACGAUAUGAAAUUCAAAAUCAAAGAUGGUCACCAAUUGGAGCAGGUGUUAAUGGACAAGUCCAAGUGAUAUCAAGAGCCAAUGCUUCAAGCUCAGAAGUUUAUGUAUCUGGUCGAUUCGAUGCUGUACUGAGUCCAGGUGUUCCUAAUGGAGGAAAUCUCACGUAUGGUCUUGUUCGCUGGGAUAACACGUUGAAAACAUGGUCUUCUGCUGGAUAUGUGGAGGGAACAAUUAAUUCUAUAUUACCUGGUGGCACGAAUUCUACUAUUUUCUUUGGUGGUAAUAUAUUAUCAGCACAAUCAUUGUCAGCAUUCGGUGGUGGAUUACUCACUGCUAAUUCGCGUGAACUUUCCGCUUUACCUAUUUAUCCCCAAAGAAACACUAAUGGCACUAUACCCCAGAUGACUUUUUCCACUGGCGUGUUUUGGAAUACUACAAAUACCGAUAAUAAAUAUUCGGUGAUUGUUGGCGGUGAAUUCGAAAUGCCUGGAGAUAUUCAGAAUGUUGCAAUCGAAGAAAAUGGCGUAUGGACGGGUCUUGGAUCUAAUUUAAAGAUAUCAGGAAAAGUUAAUGAUUUAUAUACAUAUAAUGAUAUUCUGUAUAUCGGUGGUGAGUUCGAGGGUAAUACUACUGAUAAUAAGAGUCUGAAUGGAUUAGCAUUAUAUGAUUUGAAAAAAAAACAACUCGUAGAGAUCCACCCGCCACAAUUGAAUGGAAAUGAAAAUGGAAAUGAAGUCAGUGUUAGAGUGAUUCGUGCACAUACAAAAUCAAAGACGAUUAUAGUCGCUGGAACUUUUGAUAAGGCUGGAUCGCUGAUUUGCAAAGCUAUUUGCAUGUGGGAUCUUCAACUUUCACAAUGGAACAACAUUGUUGGUGCUGACUUUGGCUUAACUGGAAAAGUUUACUGGUUAGAUUUAGAUGAGAAACUUGGAAUUCUCAUCGUUGGUGGUGAUUUGAAUUUCAACGCAACUCCUAGUUACCUUCUCGAAUAUGAUUACGGGACUAAAGUCUGGCGUGCACUCGGCACAAAUAAUUCUGGACCGAAUAAUCUUCCAGGUCCAGUUUACGCAAUCACAAUUCAAGCACGGGACAGCAUUUUCAUCUCUGGCAUCUCCGCCUCCGACAACGCAACGUAUUUGCGGAAAUGGGAUGGCAAGAAAUUUAUCGAGAUCGGCAAUAAUAAACUCAAAUCUAAUUCUAUUGUAAAACAACUUCAAAUUGUUCCGAUGAAAACAAAACAUGACGAUAAUGAAAUCCUUAAGGCUUCUCGUAUGCUUCUCGUAUCUGGAUCACUUUCGUUAGAAGAUUAUGGAAAUGUUAGUACUGCGCUGUACGAUGGUGCCGAGUUUUAUCCAUAUCUUUAUACGUCAAAAACUGGUGGAUUACCGGGAAUUGUUCUUUCGAUAUUUUUCUCGAGUUUCUUGGAUUUCAGUAAUCGAACAUUACUCGCUAUACCUCUCGUAAUCUUAACAUCAAUCUCAAUUGCAUUAGGAUUAACGUUCUUAAUUGUCGCGAUUGGGAUGAUAAUCGCAAAAAUAAAACGCAGAAAGAGUUCAAAUAUUACACCAAAUCGCCACUCGGUACUCUCAGAAAAACCAUCAAGAUUCAACGAAGCUCUCGUCGCUCCAGAUCUAUACACCGACCCACAAAAUUCCGACCUACAAAAUUCCGACCUCAAGUCAAGUUUAGGCACCGGUGAAAAGUCGGAAUUAGCCGCUGCCGGUGUAUUCUCCGCUGUUGGUGGUCAUAAAUGGGCAUCAGAACCUGAAAAUACUCAAGGAAUUCCUCCGGCGUCUAAUGCUUCUGAAGAAGAAAGAGAUUUCGAGACUAGUGAUACGAUGCUUGCUGAUGCUGCUGGCGGGUCACCUGGUGGUGGCGCAUUUCAUGAAAUAUUUCCUAAUGGUGGCGGAAGGGCACAAAUUUAUUAUGCGAAAUAUCAUUUCGAUCCGAGAGAGUCCGCAGAGUUGGGUUUCGAGGUGGGAGAUAAAAUAAAUGUAAUAGAUAAAAAUGAUCCAAUAUGGUGGAUGGGUUUAUUGGAUGAUGGAUCGGGAAGGUUCAGACAGGGUGUAUUUCCAAGUAAUUAUGUGACACUUGAUCCGCCACCAUAUGACCACGACGAAAGAUCUUAUUCUGAAGUGACAGACAAUCAACCACCUUCACAAGAUUCGUGA
Molecule: messenger RNA, 4170 nt
Organism: Ambispora gerdemannii
Lineage: Eukaryota; Fungi; Glomeromycota; Glomeromycetes; Archaeosporales; Ambisporaceae
Source: the annotation of a GenBank genome assembly